ACCAAUACCAAAUUUCAAUUGUUAUCGGCCUAAGCGAAAAGAAAACAUGGCUUCCAGUAUGUCAGGUUCAUCGCAGGAUAAUUCUGCGCAACAGCCAGAGGACGAAGUUAGCCUACCAAGAGCUGCUGUUAAUAAGAUGAUCAAAGAAAUGAUUCCCAAUAUUCGAGUUUCGAAUGACGCUAGGGAGUUGAUAUUGACCUGUUGCAAGGAAUUCAUACAUUUGGUUUCUUCGGAAGCUAACGACAUCUGCAACAAGCAGAUGAAAAAGACAAUAUCACCAGAUCACAUCAUAUCGGCACUUGGAAGUUUAGGCUUCACACAAUACCUAGAAGAAAUCAAAGGAGUACACGCUCAGUUUAAAUCUCAAGCAUCGAACAAAAAGAAGAGUAAUCGCCUUGAGAAUUUGGGGAUCCCAGAGGAAGAACUCAUUAGACAACAAGAAGCAAUGUUUGCACAAGCAAGAGUUGAGCAGGCACAAGAAGAAUGGUUGCAGAUGCAACAGACUUUGCAACAGCAGCAAGCUUCAGUGCAACAAGCAACUUCAAAGCAACAGCCGACAACACAAACAAAUUUUCAGCAAAGUUCUGCUGUCACUGCUUCUUCGCAAAGUAUUAACCAAAAUAGUAUAGCUACAUCUGUUAUCUGUGAACCUGUAAGUAAAAUUAAUCAAGGACAAUUGACUAGUACAAAGACUGUUUUAUCUUCAAACACUUGAUAAAGUAUUUCCUUUUAUUUCAUGUUUCAUAAUGUUUAGCUUCUUCACAAAAUGUUUCUAUAAAUAGUAUUUAAUUGAAACAAAAUCAAGGUGAAUAUUUGUAUCCUGAAAUUCAGCCAUAUUUCAGUUUGCAACCACAAUUUUUCCCUUGCAUCAAGAUGUUAUCAUACUAUCAUUGUAAAAUUGAGUCAAGCUCAUCAAAGUCUUUAACUUGAA
Molecule: messenger RNA, 931 nt
Organism: Rhopilema esculentum
Lineage: Eukaryota; Metazoa; Cnidaria; Scyphozoa; Rhizostomeae; Rhizostomatidae
Product: protein Dr1
Biological process (GO): RNA polymerase II preinitiation complex assembly; negative regulation of transcription by RNA polymerase II
Cellular component (GO): negative cofactor 2 complex
Molecular function (GO): RNA polymerase II general transcription initiation factor activity; protein heterodimerization activity; TBP-class protein binding
Source: RefSeq, a predicted model, not a curated record